This is a messenger RNA of Pecten maximus, 4609 nucleotides long. RefSeq names its product histone H2A deubiquitinase MYSM1-like. Gene Ontology annotation, molecular function: polyubiquitin modification-dependent protein binding; metallopeptidase activity. The transcript is spliced from 16 exons. The coding region runs from base 7 to 3111 and encodes 1034 amino acids. Gene Ontology annotation, biological process: double-strand break repair. NCBI's taxonomy places the organism in Eukaryota, Metazoa, Mollusca, Bivalvia, Pectinida, Pectinidae. Gene Ontology annotation, cellular component: BRCA1-A complex; BRISC complex. The record is from RefSeq and is a predicted model, not a curated record.
AUAAAAAUGGCGGAAGAUGGCGAUAUUGAUAUUGAAGGGGAUUUUGAUUAUAAAUUAGAGGUUGCCAAUAUCUAUGAUACCAAUGAACUGCCAUCAAAGAGUGCCAACCUCCUACCAGAGUUCACAAAUCCUGCUUGGAUGCUUGAACAGGGCUGGACGAUGGACAGCUGUAUUGAUGAGAAAUCCAAGGCCACCAUUGAGAAAAUGCUACAGGAGGAGCAAUAUUACUUAAAUGGGAAAGUUGGUACCCGUCAAAGACUAGGAGGCAGCACUUCCAAGUCCAAACCCAUGUCUCACAAACAGCCGUGGAGCGAAGAGGAGAAACAAGUGUUCCAGUCAGGACUGGAGAUUUUUGGCAGAAGUUGGUCCAAAAUAGCACAGCUAAUUCCAUCACGUACAACACUGCAAGUUAAAAACUAUGCCCAGCAGUAUUUCAAACAGCAGGCCAAGCGAUCCCCAGGUGCUGUGGAGACCUGUACACAGAAUCAGCUAGAUGGCACCCUUCCUCACAACUCUGCACUGGCUCAUGUGUUGGUGUCGGUGACAACUGGUCAGCCCACAGUUACUACAGCUGCUGCAGUGCGUUCUCAGGUGCCCUUAUCAAGGUCACACAUGGUGCCCCGCCCCAAACCAACUUGUACUGCUCCUUCUCCCUGCCUUACGUCACAGCCAUCUAUACCUGUGUGUCCACCGUGUCCAGUGACACCCAGUCCAAACACUGCCACCUCCUCCUCACAAGGUCUGGCUUUCAAACCUAUAGACCGAGGAACUCUAUCAACUUCCACAAUGAAAAUCCUAACACAGUCUAGUCCUCGUCUUGUUUUGCCUAAGAGACCUGCAUCAGCACCUAAACUGAGUCAGCCAGUCACCAUAGUAACAAGUAAUUUUGAGUCACUUAUUGGGGCAGAAACUCCUAAACAGUUCAUUCAUAAUGGAGAAAUCCAGCACCUUGAAGUGAUUAAACCGGCAAACCAACUUCAGUUGAGUCCAACUUUGGAGAACAAGCUGGCUAGCUCCACAGGAAUCAUCGAGAACCUGGAUGGAUUUUGUGCUGUGGCUGAUAUUGUAGAAGGAUCAUCAUCUGUUGAAGACACUAACCAGGAUGAGGAGGAGGUAGAUAUUGACAUAGAAAAUGAUGAUGAUAAUGAUGAAAAUCCCAUUCUGAAAAGUAGAUCAGCAUCACCUAAUUCUGUGUAUGAAAGACUGCUUAAAGCUGCCAAUAUAAAAAAUAGAGAUUCUAGUCAGAAGGAGGCCGAGACAAAGAUCAAACCAAGCUCAAAGGUAGACAGUUGGGCUGUGAGUGAAAAUAAAUCUGUACCGAAGUCUCCAGUAAAAUGUGAAAUUGUUGAGGAGGGUUGUGAAACGUCAGAGAUUCUAGGGGUGAGUUCAGAUGAUACAGUGCUAGAGGAUGGUCAAGCUACUCAGAUGGAAAUAAAACCACUGGACACAUUAGAGAGUACAUCCGUGACCUCAGAGGUCAUCUCUGAAUCAUCAGAGGACUGGUCAACUGAAAGUAAUUACGGGGAUGACAAAAAAAUUUCCAACAGCAUUAUUCUCUCAAAUGGAGUAGUUGUGGAGUUUUCAAUUCCAACAGAGGAACAUGUGGUAGAUUAUAAAGGCAUUACAGAUGAGGAGAGAAAAAUUCAUAUUGAGUUCUUUGAUGGCCGGCCCUCCAAGACACCAGAACGAUACAUGAAGAUCAGGAAUUAUAUCCUGGAAUCAUGGAGGAAGUGUCGCCCCAAUUACCUGAACAAGACCUCAGUGCGACCAGGCCUGAGGAACUGUGGUGAUGUUAACUGUAUAGGGAGGAUACACUCCUACCUAGAGUGUAUAGGGGCCAUCAACUUUGGCUGUGAGCAGGCAUGUUACAACCAUCCAACAAAAGUUGUUGUUGCUGGGCCAAGAGAGAGAUUUAGCCGUGAGGCUGUCAUACAAGUUAACCUGUCCAAGUUAGAGGCAAUGAGACCCAGGAAGAGGAGGAUACGAGAUGCAUGUGGUCACUGGGUGGAUGAGAAAGAACUUCAGGGGAAAACUAUAGAGCACAAAGAUGGCUGUAAUGAAGACUAUCCUAAACCCAAAGCUUAUCGGUUUGCCAAGGGUGGAUAUGAUCCUUUCAAACUGAUACCAUGUGUUCCAUUCUCAGAUGACUUAAAGCCUCCCUUUUCGGUGGAAGUUUAUAACCUAGCAAUGAUCACCAUGGACAUGCAUGCCCAUAUAUCUAAGACUGAGGUAAUCGGGAUGCUGGGAGGCCAGUACCUCGAGGAACAGGGUAAACUAGUGAUCACCAUGGCAGUACCCUGUAACAGCACUAGUACUGGCAUGCAAUGUGAAAUGGAUCCAGUGUCCCAGACUCUGGCCAGUGAGGCUAUCUGCCAGAAUUAUUCUGUUGUGGGAUGGUACCACUCUCAUCCAACCUUCGCACCUAACCCGUCCAUCAGAGAUAUAGAAACUCAACUCAAGUUCCAAGAAUGGUUUUCCAAAGGUGGUUCCAAAUUUGUUGGUGUGAUUGUAAGCCCCUAUAACAGACAAAACCCAAGUCUGUACUCGGAGUUCCAGUGUCUAACUAUUGGUCAGGAGCGUAAUGACAGUGACAUGUACAAUAUCCCUAACAGCUUUAGCUACGAUGUGAUAGUACACCCGAUAUCGACACAUGACCUGAAGGCAGAGACAAACGAGCUGGCUGAGCGGUAUGCUAGUUAUACCAAUAGGGUGGAGCUCCUGGCUGACUACAGGGUGGUCACACAGAUGAGGUGUUUAGAUAAGAUGUUAAUGUCCAUAAGUGAGUACAUGGACAACAGCCAAGAUGAAGUGGAUGAACUGACGACUGUAGUGAGAGAUGUUUUUACCGAGGCAUUUUCAUCCAACCGCCCCGAGUCUGUAGAACCUGAUGUAGUGUGUGAGGACUCGGACUUCUUCUGUACAGAGACGGACAUGAUGAGUUCUUCUAGUGAUAGUGAAGGACACUCACAAGAUAAGGACCAGUCAGAAUCAAGCUCUCAAAGUAGUGGUAGCCAAUCAAAAAACUUGUUACAAGAAAGUGAUGGUACUGGUUUAGCACAGGAACUGGAACUUACCAAAUCCACAGGCCCUCAACUUAUUGGUGUCAGUUGAUGAAAACUUCUUUUAGAAAAUGUUUUUGAUAUUUUAAGUAUUUAUUCACUCUUUCCAGUAAAUUUCUGAGUACUAAAUGAGUAAAAUGGCUGUCAGUGUUCACUCUGAAGAAAGGUCUUUGUAUGAUGGUUAUUUUCACUUUAUAGAUUUCUGUUUAACAUGCAUAUUGAAGUUAUGGUAUCAACCUACUUGAAUUGGAAAAUCUUCAUAAAAUUACUAUGAAGAUUUAUGCCAUGACUGCUGAUAUAUAUGUGUGAGGGAUGAAGGCCCUCUAUGCCUCUUGUUUAUUAGUGAAAUUAAUUGAAAAUUAAAAGUUUAUAAUGUUAACAGGACAGCACUAGUUUCAUCCUGUUAAAGAUUAUGUAGACGUCAGAUCACAAAGAUUAUUUAUUUAAAAUAGUCACACCAUGACAAAGUUUACUCUUAUGAAAUCUCAACCUCUGAUCUGUCUGUUAAUGUUGUGUUGUUCAGCUUAUACCAAACUCUUUUGUUUGACUGGAUGGAAGUGUGUGAGGGGUCUUACAGUAUGAAGAAACUGGAGCACCUGCAGAAAACCGAAGUGGUGGGGCUUAUUAACCCCAAUACAUUUUUUUUUAGAUUGGGAAUUGAACCCAAGUCACCAAGGUGAAUGGCAAGUGUGUUACCAUUGUGUCACCCUUAAAUAAGGUAAACUAAAUAACAUUGUAUCAACAAUUAUGAUGGAAAUUAAGCCUAUUGAUAUCAGAUUUCUCGUUCUCAAGGUCACAAGGGUCAAAGGUAUUUUAGGGUGGAGGACUACUAAUAGAGUUUGUUCAAUUAAGGACAUUGACCCAUCAUCUAGUCCCUGGUGUCAAAUGUGUUUAAAUAACAUUUAAUCACUCCCUGAUAGGAAUAAAGCCAAAAGAUACAAGUUGGUGGCUUGAAGAUUUUACAAGUACAUGGUAUUAAUGUAUGUAAAUCAGAAGUUGAAACAUCCCAAACUCUUGUAAUUAACAGAAUUUUACAUGGGUCUAUUCCAUGGACAAAGAUGUGUCAACCCUUUUGUAAGAGUAAGGCUUGCUAAUACUUGGCUUAAAACUGAAAACCUAAGGGUUAGCACGGAGGAUACUGAAACUGAGAACCGUAAAAUUAGAACGGGGGCUACCAACCAUUGUAUGUUGUGAUGAUGAUCCGAUAUUAGCCUGGUAUCAUGUCCAUCAUUAUGUUGUAGUACAUGCCAGCUGUCUUUCUCUAGUCCAUGUGAGAAAUGAUUGGUUAUUUGUUGGUGUAGAAAUUCCAGAAUUGAAGGCUCAUCUAAUUCAUUUAUUGAUCAUGCUGUAUCAGAGAUAUUGUGUUGAGUUGAGAAAUCAGUAAGUUUGUUAAGAUAGGUACAGAAAUGAUGAUGUUGAAUGAAAUAGCUGAAACUAUUCCCAUUAUUUCCCUACCAAUGGCAUUGAAAGCGAGAUAUUGAGGCCUGGGCCAUGAAUGUGAUGUAUGGAUGUUCAGAUUGCCGCUGCAUUAAAACUAUGUAAAAUCUUUC